This is a messenger RNA of Pollicipes pollicipes, 3834 nucleotides long. Its product is annotated as MICAL-like protein 1. Gene Ontology annotation, molecular function: protein binding. The transcript is spliced from 16 exons. Bases 273 to 3242 code for a protein of 989 amino acids. The record is from RefSeq and is a predicted model, not a curated record. Lineage: Eukaryota; Metazoa; Arthropoda; Thecostraca; Pollicipedomorpha; Pollicipedidae.
CGGCAGCGCUGAGCGAAAGGGCGUUUGGGCGAGGAGCCCGUGAUGCUUUGUUUACUCGCAUUUCAUUCACCGCUUGGAUGACAGUUAAGAGUGCUCUGCGUGCGCGGUGCGGGCGCCGCCGCUCCUGCUGCCGGCGCCCGGCUGGUGGUGGGCCGCGGACGCCGUGAGUCAGUUGUGUCACGGCGCCGGGGUGGUGACGGUCAGUCAGUUGCUGCCCGUACGUCGACCGCUGCAGACGCCCCGCCAGACGCGGACACACAGAACACGGCAAGAUGGGCGAGCGGCGCGGCAUGAAGGCGCUGGAGCUGUGGUGUCGGCGCAUCACCAAGGGCUACCCGGGCGUGCGCAUCACCAACAUGACCACCAGCUGGCGCAACGGCCUCGGCUUCUGCGCCAUCAUCCACCACUUCAGACCCGACCUGAUUGACUUUGACUCGCUGCGGCCGGACGACGUGUACAAGAACAACGCGCUGGCGUUCGAGACGGCUGAGACGUCGCUGAGCGUGCCGGCGCUGCUCGACCCGCAGGACAUGGUCGACUACGAGGUGCCCGACCGGCUGUCCAUCCUCACAUACGUGUCGCAGUUCUACCAGGCGUUCGUCGGCCAGCAGGGCGUUCCCCGGAAGCCGGUCGUCGAGUCGGAGACGGCCUCGCCGGACUCAGCGUCACCCGCCGACGAGAAGCACGUCGCCACAUCCGUCCGCCAGCGCGAGCCGUGCGCCGCCUGCCGGCUGCCGGUGUUCCUGGCCGAGAGGAUGCUCAUCGAGCGGCGCCUGGUACACCGCACGUGCUUCAAGUGCGCCCGCUGCGGCAGCCAGCUGUCGACCGCCAACUACUACGUCACGGAGGACGCCCAGUUCUGCUGCGAGGUGUGCCCGGACGAGGAGAUUGGCGGCCGCGUGCAGAAGACUGCCGCGGUGCUGGCGCACGAGCGCGCGGUGCUGGCCGGCCCCGCCGACGAUCCGCUCAGCGAGGACGCCGACGCGGUGCUGGAGCUGGAGCUGCGCCCGCCGGACCCGGCGGCCGGCGCCGCGCCGCGGCGUCCGCCGUCCAGCGCCAGCUCCAGCUCCGGCGACAGCGACAGCGACUCCGAGUCGAGCGAGCCGGCCGCGACAGAGACGCAGGUGGUGCGCGAGGCGGAUGUGGCGAUCCCCGACAGUGAUGACGGACAAAGUGGUGCGAGUGUGGCGGCGGAGGGCCGCCGCAGCGAGGCGGCCCCGGAGGAGGCCGCCGCGAACGGGACUGCCGAGGCAGCCCGCGCGACGGACGCGGGGUUAGAGACGGUGGCGGCGGCGGCGACGGACAGCCAGCCCGUGGGGGAGGCGGGUGGCGAGUCGGAGUCGGUGCCGGCCGAGCCAGAGUCCGUGCCCGUUGAGUCAGAGCCGGUUCCGACCGAGCCGGAGCCGGUCCCGGCCGAGCCGGAGCCGGCAAUCAGGUCGCGAGGCGCCGGGGACGGGGGCGCGCCCCGGCGCCACGCCGGACUGGCGCGCGACACGCCGCCGGAGGCCGACCGAGGGCGAGAGCCAGCCGCGCCGGAAGAGGCGGCCACUCUGGGCGCGGGAGAGGUCCCCGCCCCGGCCAGCGGGGGUGAAGAGGAGGUGCCGCUGACGGAGGAGCGGCGGGACGGAGAGGAGCGUUUGGGAGAUGAAGAUGGAGGAGCCCCAGGAGCGGAGGGGGGAGCUGAGAAGCAGGAUUCUCCGGUCAAGGAGCCUCGGCCGGACGAACCUGCGAACCCGUUCGAUGAUGAUGAUGAUGAUGAGGAUGAAGCCGAGGAAGCCCCGGCGGAGAAGCCUUCCGCUGUACCCACUGUUGAAAUCACCGAGCCAACGCCCACCAAGCCUGCCGAGGCGAAGGAAUACAACCCCUUUGACGAAGACGAGGAAGAGGAAGAAGAAGUGGUAAAGACGAAGCCAGAGGAAACUGUGGAGGCGAAGGCUGAGGAGGAGUAUCCGGACGACCUCAAUCCGUUCGGUGAUGACGGAGAAGAUGAUGCACCCCCUGUUGCACCACCUCAGCCGCCCAAGCCGGCUGAGGCUAGCCUUAAUCCCUUCGGAGACGAUGAGGAUGAAGAAGAGACGGGGUCUGGGUUUGUCACCCCGGUGUCCAGUACCCAGUCUUCUCCCUCCAAGCCCGUGAGCAGCCCGCGGGAGAUCAACCCGUUCGAGAAGCCGCCGCGGCCGCCGCCGCCCACGCUGGACCGGCGCGUGCUGGCGGCCCGCGCCGCCGCCAGCACGCCGCCGCGACCGGCAGAGCCGCCUGGUCUGGUGCGUGAGCAGCGCUCCGGAUCGCUCACCUCGCUCACCUCCAGCUCGGGGAAGAAGAAGCGGCCGGCGCCGCGGCCGCCCGGCCUCAGCUCGCCCUCGGCCAGCCAGGGCGUGUCUCCGGUGGACUCUCCCGCGACCUUGAGGAAGCGUCACGCCCCGCCCCCGCCGCCUGUCGGCCAAUCAUCGCCCGGCAAUCCGGAGGCGCCGCCCAAUCCGGAGCGCAGCAAGGCCGAGAAGGAGCAGGACAACUAUACGAAAAUGAACCUUACCAAUAAGUCGAUCCAGGGGAAAUUCAAGAGACGGAAAGGACCUGCCCCCCUUCGACCCAAGCCUAUCAAGAGACAGGUGAAGACGCUGCCUCCCAAGGAGACCCAGACAGAGCUGCACGACAUCAACGUGAAGCAGCUGGAGCUGGAGCGGCAGGGCGUGGAGCUGGAGAAGACCAUCCGGCAGCUGACGGAGCUGGAGGACAAGCAGCAGAAGGAGCUGGACAGCACGGCGCCCUACGGCCUGGACAUCGAGGACAUGAUCCUGCAGCUGUUUGACCUGGUCAACGAGAAGAACGCCCUGUUCCGGCGCCAGGCCGAGCUGAUGUACAUGCGGCGCCAGCACCGUCUGGAGGAGGAGCACGCCGAGCUGGAGUACGAGAUCCGCUGUCUGAUGAUGAAGGCCGACUCGCUGAAGACGGAGCCGGAGCGGCAGCGGGAGCAGCAGCUGAUCGACCGGCUCGUCUCGGUGGUGGAGCAGCGCAACGAGAUCGUGACCAUGCUGGAGAUGGAGCGCAUCCGCGAGAUCCAGGAGGACGCCAGCAUCGACUACCACAUGGGUCUGUACACAGCGGAAAGAGUGGGCUCGGCAGAACCGACGCCGGAAAAGAAAAAGAAGGACAAGAAGAAGAAGAAAAAGAAGGACAAGGAGAAGAAGGAGAAGGAGAGAAGCGGCAAAAAGAAAAGGACCAGGACGACGACAAGGACAUAGACGAGAAGGAACAGGCGACGGAGAAGAAGAAAUCCAAGAAGAUUAAGCUAAAGAAACUGUUUUCGUAGCCGAGCGAUUAGAAGGAAUAAUAACUCCGUGGCGCGUGUCUCUAGUGUCGUUACGUGACGCGCCGGCCCGUGCAGCAGUCAUUCGCCCAGCGUGACGAGGCCGGCCCCCUGGCUCCCGCAGCGGCGCGCGCGGCUCCGAGUCGCGUCGGUCGCCGCCGCGGGACGGCCGCGCUCGCCGGCGCCGCCAGCGUGCGGCGGCGCCGGCGGCGCGCGGAUUUCAACCUGCAGUCAUAGUCGUCGCGCCGGCGGGAAGCGUGCUCGGAGGCGGCAGUGCGUGCGUGUGUGCGAGCGUCCGUUAUCUAAGCGUAGGAGGAGCGUGCGCGUGUGUCGGUGGUCGGAUGUGGCCGCCGGCCGGUUGUCCGUGUGUAGAGAACGGUGUCGCGGCCGUGCUGUUGACCCUGCGACCGUCGGGGCAGGGUAGCGGUGUCACGCCAGGGGUCGGCAGAGACCGCGCUACAUUCCAUGCAGCGGGGGAGGGCCGCCGGGCUGUCCUCGCAGGUGAACAAAUAUAUUUUAAUAGUGUC